Molecule: messenger RNA, 1538 nt
Organism: Orbicella faveolata
Lineage: Eukaryota; Metazoa; Cnidaria; Anthozoa; Scleractinia; Merulinidae
Product: death-associated protein kinase 2-like
Biological process (GO): positive regulation of apoptotic process; intracellular signal transduction; protein phosphorylation
Cellular component (GO): nucleus
Molecular function (GO): ATP binding; protein serine/threonine kinase activity
Source: RefSeq, a predicted model, not a curated record
AAGUAGAGCUUUCUCAGCUACACCCAAGUCGUGAUUAGACGUUUAACUGGAACAACAUGGAGUUAAGGAAGGAAAACCCGGAGAAAUAUUACACCUUUCGCGAGGAAAUUGGAAGGGGAAAGUACGCCGUUGUCAAAUCCUGCUCAGAUAAGAAAACAAGGAAACAGCUGGUGGCCAAACUGAUCAAGUACGAUCAAGAAACCGAGAAGAACACGAAACAGGAAUUUGAUAUAAUGAAAACUUUUAAGCACGACAAACUGCUGACAGUUAAGGAUGGAUUUAUUGUUCAAAAAUACGUGGUCAUUUUAAUGGAUCGGGUCGAGGGAGAAGAAGUACUUGAAUUCCUUGGAGACAAAAGUAAAGCGACCGAGGAGGACGCAUCUCUGGUCAUCGCUCAACUUGUAGAGGCUCUCUGCUAUCUACACAGACAGAACGUAGUACAUCUGGAUAUAAGGCCUGCGAACCUUUUCGUGUCCAAAGAUUUCAAACUGACAUUAAUCGAUUACGGAAAUGCAAGGCAGCUCCAGUACCCCGAUGGUCAGCUAGUCGACGCGGUCGGAGUCACGGAGUUUACAGCACCCGAGGUACUCAACUUUGAAAUGACCCACUGGGGGGCUGACAUGUGGAGCGUGGGAGUGCUCUUGUACAUAUUUUUGAGUGCUACGGUGCCAUUUACUGUAGAAGACACCGGAAGUGAUGAAGAUAUCGACGAGAAAGUUGCUGCAAAAGUCAGAACGGCGGCUUUCGAAAUGCCAUCCACCUUGUUUCGAAACGCUACGCAAGAAGCUGAAAACCUCAUCAAGAAACUUCUAGUUAGACAGCCUGAGAGACGACCGACUGCGGAAGCUUGUUUGGACGAUCCUUGGCUUUCACCCAUUCUUACCCAGAAAAGGAAGGCUUCGGAGAUACCAGCUCCUAAAUUCAAGGCUCUGAACGAACAGCUUAAACAAGCGGAGGAAGAUGAGCUGGUCGUUGCUUCGUGUGUUCUUCGCUCUUUUGACGAAGAUGCCUACGACUCUCCCGAUGAAGAGGACGAAUGAAACGGCUUUCUCCUAAAACAAACUUGAACUGCUGGAUUUAUUAUUCUACAAACGAAACAUUAGAGAAUUACUUUCAAACGAGGAAAAAGAACUUUACAGCCUCCGUUCCCCUUGACCAGCGGCUAGUUGAAAAAUGAUCGCUGGACAGGGAUAACCAGGUCGCCACAUCAUGAAAUUGAAAAAUAAUUUUAUACCGAGAGAUUAUUAUUAGUAUAGGCAGGUUUCCUUUGUAUUUGUUUCAAAUGGUUCAGAGUCGAAAAGUUUAGCAUUUUACCAAUGAAAUAAUAGAAAAAAACUUGCAAAUCGAGUUUGUCAGCAGCUUGACGAGGCUUAAUUUCUUAGCUCAGGGGAUUAUUAGGUACACCUCUUCUCUUAAAGGCGACAAUUUGUGUAACCUGUAAAGGAACAAUUCCAAUUCCAAUUGUGCCUGCAGGGAAUCAUGGUAGUUACACUCAUCCGCCAUAACUCUGAAAUUUAAAACGCGCUGGUUUCCAAACG